Salvelinus namaycush (lake trout) is the source of this 1711-nucleotide messenger RNA. Its product is annotated as secernin-2-like. NCBI's taxonomy places the organism in Eukaryota, Metazoa, Chordata, Actinopteri, Salmoniformes, Salmonidae. The coding region runs from base 109 to 1377 and encodes 422 amino acids. The transcript is spliced from 9 exons. Gene Ontology annotation, molecular function: cysteine-type exopeptidase activity; dipeptidase activity. Gene Ontology annotation, biological process: proteolysis. The record is from RefSeq and is a predicted model, not a curated record.
CGAGACUAGACCUUUAAAUACAACCUUUGGAUACGAUCACGUGGUACAGUAGCUCAACUACAAUCUGCCUUCUCGUAGCUACCACGUCUGGUUUUGCGAUUAAAAAGGAUGGCAGAGCCUGAGCCACCCCUCUCGUGUGACUGCUUUGUGUCCUUGCCCCCUGGCUCACAAGAUGAUCACGUGAUCUUUGGGAAGAACUCUGACCGUCCUAGAGAUGAGGUCCAGGAGGUUCUUUACUACCCAGCAACCAGUCACCCAUCUGGGACCAUGCUGGAGUGCACGUACAUUCAGAUCCCCCAAGCAGAACACACCCAUGCUGUGGUCCUCAGCCGGCCUUCCUGGCUGUGGGGGGCCGAGAUGGGGGCCAACGACAAGGGGGUUUGCAUCGGGAAUGAGGCUGUGUGGACCCGCGAAGCUAUCGAUCCAGGGGAAGCCCUGCUAGGAAUGGACCUGGUCCGCUUGGGGCUUGAGCGUGCGGACAGUGCCUGGGGGGCGGUGAGUGUGAUCACUGGUCUGCUGGAGCAGCACGGCCAGGGGGGGCCAUGCAGGGAGGACCCGGCGCCCUUCAGCUACCACAACUCCUUCCUCCUGGUGGACCGCAACGAGGCCUGGGUCCUGGAGACCGCCGGCAAGCUCUGGGUGGCACAGAAAGUCACAGAGGGGGUGAAGAACAUCUCCAAUGCGCUGACCAUCGGGACGGAUAUCUCGGCGGAGCACCCAGAGCUGCGGAGUGUGGCCCAGGCCCAGGGUUGGUGGAGCGGCGAGGGAGAGUUCUGCUUCAACGAGGUGUUCAAGUCUGAAAACCCCCCCGCCAGGAUGGAACUGGCCAAGAAGCGCUACAGUGGGGGCACACAGCUCCUCCAACAGCAUGAUGGUUCUGUGACGGCCGAGGUGAUGAUGUCCAUCCUGAGGGACAAGCCCAGUGGGAUCUGCAUGGACUCUGGGGGGUUCCGCACCACUGGCAGCAUGGUGUCCAUCCUGCCCCGCAACCCCAGCCUGCCCUGCAUCCAUUUCCUCACUGCCACCCCCGACCCCUCCAGGUCUGUUUUCAAGCCUUUUAUCUUCUCUGAGUCUGUGACCCCAGUGUCGAGGGUGAUCUCCCCACAGUACGGCCCAGACGACCCAGUCAGGAAGCAGCCGCGCUUCCAGAGCCAAGUGGACCGCAGGCACGACCUGUACAAGGCCCAUGAGGGGGCCCUGCAGACUAUGGAGACCAACCCGGACGCAGGGAAUGCUCUGACUGAGACGUUGAGGAUGUUGGAGGGCCAGUGUCUGACGGACAUAUCAGCCCUGCUCAGUGGAGAAUCACCAGCAGAAGAGGAACUGGGGGACCUGUUCUUUGACUGUGUGGACACGGAGCUGAAGUUCUACCAGUGAGGAGCGCCCUCAUGUGGAGAUCGCUAGUGCUUGCAGUUCAGCAGGAGAUGGCCCUGGGACUGUUACGUCCUGUGCUCCUGUUAGAUUGGUUCCCUCCCGUCUCAUGCAUACGAACCCCCUUGAUGCCAUUCCAUCCAUCAUUGACACAGAAUAUAAAUGUCUUAACGUUCAUGGGAUUGGAGCAUCAUUAUCAUUUGUAUCACUUUCGGGAGCAAUGCUCGCCCCACAUUAGUGAGUAUGUGAUAGACCACUACAGGAGUGUACAGUACCAGUCAAAAGUUUGGACACACCUACUCAUUCAAGUGUUUUUCUUAUUUUACUAUUUUCUACAUUG